Messenger RNA from Adineta steineri, 363 nucleotides. The record is from the annotation of a GenBank genome assembly. NCBI's taxonomy places the organism in Eukaryota, Metazoa, Rotifera, Eurotatoria, Adinetida, Adinetidae.
AUGAAAUCUUUAUCAAUUCUUUUAAUACUUGCCAGUGUCCUAAUGGUGCUUGUAUUCAAACUUGCAUUUACAGAUGCUGCUGCACUAAUUCAUGACGACUCAAUCAUUGACAGUAGUGCAAGUGAUGAAGAUGAUGCAUCAUUAAGACAUAAAAAAGAUACAGGUUUAUCAGCCGCACAACAAUUAAUUCCAUCUCCCAUUCGACGUCAUCAUUUGAAAUUUGGUGUACUCGGUAAACGUUAUACUUAUGGUUAUUUGGGUAAACGAAGUGACGUGUCACAAACUAAAAAUAAUUUUGAAGAUUGGCUAGAUGAUAUCCGAGAACGACGUGCUGGCCGUCCACAAUAUGGAAUCUUGGGCUAA